UGAUUGUCGACCUUAGAGACAGUCAGUGAAGGCAUCACAAGUUGAGCUUCUCUCAGUUAUUGCAAAGGCAGGCUGAUGAUCCAGCUGCUGUGCGUGAGCGUGUGCGCUGACAUGGAUACAAACUGGCGCUGACUGUUGAAACUGGACACACUACAUUGUUGCGGUGGCACUAGGUGACUUCAGUGAGCGACAAAACUUAUUCUACGGCCGCACUCAUGUGAUUUGCUCUUGUUUGAGCCAUGUCCAAGAGCCUGAAGAAGAGGAAGAACCACUGGACCAACAAAGUCCAUGAGAGUGUCCUUUGCAGGAACGAGGAGGGGGAGCUGGGAUUGGAGUUGAAGGGCGGCGCAGAGAAUGGACAGUUCCCGGUUAUCGGCGAGCUUCUCCCGGGCGGAGCGGCCUGCCAGAGCGGCAAACUCUGCCAGGAUGAACUCCUGCUGGAAGUCAAUGAUACCCCGGUGGCUGGGCUCACCACCAGGGACGUCCAUGCUGUGGUCAAACACAGCAAAGACCCCGUGCGCCUCAAGUGUGUCAGGCAAGGGGGCGUGAUAGACAAGGACCUGCGCCACUACCUCAACCUGCGCUUCCAGAAAGGCUCGGUGGACCACGAGCUGCAGCACAUCAUCCGGGACAACCUCUACCUCCGCACAGUCCCCUGCACAACCAGGCAGCCUAAGGAAGGAGAGGUCCCAGGGGUGGAUUAUAAUUUUGUGACCAUUGACCGGUUUAUGGAAUUGGAGAAAAGUGGAGCCUUGCUCGAGAGUGGAACAUAUGAAGAUAACUUUUAUGGCACCCCAAAACCUCCUGCUGAGCCGAGUACUCUGCUGCUGAAUGUAACGGACCAGCUGCUGCCGGGCGCCAGACCCAGCUCUGAAGGCAAGAGGAAGCGUAACAAGUCCGUCAGCAACAUGGAGAAAGCCAGCAUUGAGCCCCCUGAGGAGGAGGAAGAGGAGAGACCUGUUGUUAAUGGCAACGGCGUCGCUGUCACACCAGAGUCGAGCGAACAUGAGGAUAAGAGCACAGACGCUUCAGGUGACAUCGCCCUGCAGAUCAGCGCAGCCGAGGCCACCAGUGAGGUGCCCAAAGACGAAGGACAGUCCCCAAAGACUAUGUUACCCAAACCAGAGGAGAAUGACGAGCUAGGGCCGCUGCCGGACAACUGGGAGAUGGCAUACACUGAGAAAGGAGAAGUCUACUUCAUAGACCACAACACCAAGACAACAUCGUGGCUGGACCCAAGGCUAGCCAAGAAGGCAAAGCCGCCCGAGGAAUGCAAAGAGAACGAGCUUCCGUACGGCUGGGAGAAAAUCGAUGACCCCAUUUACGGCAGCUACUAUGUUGAUCAUAUAAAUAGAAGGACCCAGUUUGAGAACCCAGUCCUGGAGGCUAAAAGGAGACUCCAGCAGCAGCAGCAGAUGCAAAGCCAGGGUCUGUCCUCAUUGCCCCUUCCGACCAUAUACAGAGAGAAGCCGCUGUUCACGCGGGACCCCACUCAGCUGAAAGGCAGUUUCUUGUCCACAUCACUCCAAAAGAGCAACAUGGGCUUUGGCUUCACUAUUAUUGGAGGCGACGAGCCUGACGAAUUCCUCCAGGUCAAGAGCAUUAUCCCUGACGGGCCUGCUGCAGCUGAUGGAAAGAUGGCCACAGGAGAUGUCAUUGUGUAUAUCAACGACGUGUGCGUCCUGGGUACCACCCAUGCUGAUGUGGUUAAACUCUUUCAGUCAGUGCCCAUUGGUCAAAGCGUGACCCUGGUCUUGUGUCGUGGCUACCCUUUGCCCUAUGACCCAGAGGAAGCUGCUAACACCAACAACAACACCAGCACCAUCUUGUCCCCGCUGGGCAUCAUGGAGCAGCGACCCAUCAUGGUGAACGGUAGGACAGGCUAUGAUAACUACCUGGACUAUCUCUCCCGCACAGCACGCUUUGUCACAGACCCCAGUCAGGACCAGGUCAAUGCCCAGCAGCAGUUGCUACCACCUCACCCAGGCGACACCCACCUAGACAGCUCCCUUCCUCCCACCAGCGGGACCACGCCCCCUGACAGCGUCUCAAUGGCAUCGUCGGGGGCAACCCAGGGGGAGCUGCUAACUCUGACCAUGGUGAAGGGCAUGGACGGUUUUGGCUUCACUAUUGCGGACAGCGCCACAGGCCAACGUGUUAAACAAGUCCUGGAGCCUCAGGGCUGCCCAGGCCUGUGCGAGGGCGACCUGAUCAUGGAGAUUAACAAGCAACCUGUACAGGGAUUCACACACACCCAGGUGGUGGAGCUGCUCAAGGAAUGUGCCGUUGGAGCUGAGACCAGCCUGGUAGUUCAGAGAGGUGGAACAGGUCACUAUUCACCCUGGAAGACCCCUAAGCAGGUCCUGGAGCAGUGGGAGUCCCAGCAGGCCCAGAGCAACCCUGCCCAGACCAGCCUGUCGGUCCCCGUUAUUUCCCACAGCGCCCCCUUUCCAACACAUCAUCUUCACAGGGCCUUGGUCCCAGACUCAGCCUCCGAGGCCUUGGCUCUUGCUAAACCAGACCCCUAUGACCUUUAUGAGAAGUCCAGGGCUAUCUAUGAGAGUAGGCAACCCAGCCAACCCAGGACUGUUUUCCAUGUGGAUUGCACAGGGGUGGAGUACCAGGAUAUUGAGGUCCAUCUGCGCAGACAGAAGUCUGGGUUCGGUUUCCGUGUGCUGGGCGGGGACGAGGCCGGGCAGCCUGUGAGUCCGGAGACCCGUGAGAAGAUCCUGAUCGGGGCAAUCAUCGAGAAGAGCCCAGCAGACCUAGACGGACGCUUACGGCCUGGUGACGAGCUGCUGUACGUGGAUGGGAUCCCAGUGGUGGGGAAGCCGCACAGAUAUGUCAUCGACCUUAUGCACGGCGCAGCACGUAACGGCCAGGUCAACCUGGUCAUCAGGAGGAGAGUACAGGCAGCAGCUGAGUCCUGUGCGGAGAACGGUCGCAGCCCGGGCUCUCUCUCCACACAGCACAGCUCCCCACGCAGUGACUUCACAUAUGGCAACAGCACCAGCACUACCCAGGCUCCCAACACCAGCGUGGGCAACUUGGCCACUUCAGACGGGACCUCGACCCCCAACACACAACCGAGCGAUGUCAUCAUCAAUCGAAAGGAGAGUGAAGGCUUUGGCUUCGUUAUCAUCAGCUCGCUCAACCGGCCCGAGGUCGCUGCCACCAACAUUGUGCCCCAUAAAAUUGGCCGCAUCAUUGAGGGCAGCCCGGCCGACCGCUGUGGGAAGCUGAAGGUGGGAGACAGGAUACUGGCAGUGAACAGUCAGUCCAUCGUCAACAUGCCACAUGCCGACAUCGUUAAGCUGAUCAAGGAUGCAGGCCUCAGCGUUACCCUGAGGAUCAUACCACAGGAAGAGAUCAGCAAUCCCCCAUCCGCCCCCAGCUCGGAGAAGCAGAGCCCCAUGGCCCAGCAGCACAGCCCCAAGACCCAGCCCGGCAUCGCAGCCUCCCAGCCUAACCCAGCAGCAACAGAACCCAGCCUGUCUGCUGGUCAAGCCAACCCCAUGCCCCACCAGAGUCCUGUGACCCAGCUGCCUGCACCUCCACCUCAGACCUACACUUACGAGAGCAGUUACAGGUCAGAGGUGAAAGCAAGGCAAGAUGUGAAACCAGACAUCCGCCAGCCGUCGUUCACAGACUACCGACAGCCGCCGGUAGACUACCGGCAUCCCCCUGUGGCAGACUACCGGCAGCCGCCCACAUUGGACUACAGACACCCACCGCUGCUCGACUACAGACAGCUAGCCCCUGAUGCCAGGCAGUUCGCCAUCCCAGAAUACAGAAUGCCACCAGUCCAACUUUCACAGGACUUUGACUUCUUCACGGUGGAGCUGGAGAAAAGUGUGAAGGGCUUCGGUUUUAGCAUCCGCGGGGGGCGGGAGUACAAGAUGGACCUGUUUGUUCUACGACUGGCAGAGGACGGACCCGCUAUCCGCAAUGGGAGGAUGAGGGUUGGGGACCAAAUCAUUGAGAUCAAUGGAGAGAGCACCCGGGACAUGACGCACACCAGGGCCAUUGAGCUGAUCAAGUCUGGAGGCAGGCGUGUUCGUCUUCUCCUGAAGAGGGGUACAGGGCAGGUCCCAGAGUACGACAAUGCCACCCCAUGGGAUGCUCGCCCUUCAGCCUCCCCAAGCCUGUCAGAAGUAGCCCCUCCCAUCGACAGCCUUUCCAUGUCAUUGCCUUCAUCUCAUCUGGCCCCAGCCCCCGACCCACCUCACCUGGCACCGCUGGAAGUCCCUCGAGACCCGGUGGCACGGGACAGCAGGACAGAACGUUCAAAGAGCCCCCAGAAGGCCGAGCAGCUAAACCCAGAUCUGAUCAGCCAGGGGAGGAGAGCGGUUACAACCGGGGGUAGCGGCAGAGCUAAGAAAGAGAGUGGCAGGUCCACCCACAAGGGGCACAGGUUGCAACCCACUACUGAGGGAGAAGGGGGCAAAGAGGGGCACGGUGUGGAACCCAAACCUCCCAGGAGCACCAGAGGGAGGUCCAAGGAGAGAAAUACUGGAGACAACAGAGAACCCAACCACUCUCCCAGCAGCUCUAAGCUCCUGCACACUAACGGGAACAGCAGGGAAGAAGUGGAGCGUUACAACAGCGGACAGCAGCAGCAGGUGGAUCUGAAGCAGAGUAAGCCCAGGCCCAGGGAGCUGGACCGGAGCCUGGGAGAGAGCCAACCCAGCCUGCCCAACAAGAGCACCAGCACUGGUGGCACAGCAGGGAGGAAGCCCACGGUCUCUCCUGGGCCUUGGAAGAUCCCUAGAUCAGACAAGCUGCCCAGCACACUGCGCACAGGCACGUCCACGCUGAGCAGAUAACACUGCAGCUCCAGCAGAAUGCAGUGGCCACACUCAUUUGAACUGAACUCCACCCCAUCUGGACAAAACUACCAUCUUCCUGUGCUCCCGUAUCCCCCGUCAAUCCCAUUCUCCCACGGACCACAGAGUCAAAACCAAGGGUGGCAGGGUGAUCUGGACCACAUGUUUUUAGAGUUUUAUUUAUGAAACUGCACUCUAAAUUAUUUUGAGAUCUAUUUGACACCCACCACCUUAAGAACUGGAAAAUCAUCCAUAUUUUGAACAAGUCGAUGAGCAAGUAGAAUGUGUCUGUAGCGUUGGGGGGACUCAUUUUGAGAUGUACAAUCUUUGCAAAACUGGGGGACAAUCGGUUGCCCUUGGAUUUUUUUUUUUAUAUAUCCACACAAUGGAGUCUAUUUUAUGAAACAAAAUGUUAAGAAGAAGGUUUGCCUGUUUCUGAGGGGAGCGAAUGCAACAAAGACUCACCGCAGAGAUAAAAUCAGCAGAACUUUGCCUUAACAGAGACUGUAUGGGCCUGAAUCUGCCUUGAAUAAUCUAUCAGAUGAUUAUAGACAUAGAUAUAUUAUAAUGAAUAUGAAUAUGUGGGAUCAAUUUGUAAAUAAGAUCAUCUUUAAGUGAACCAACCCUUAUAGCUGAGCUGAUGGAAAUUCUAAUUUGUGAUUAGAUGGAGCAAAACGGCACGGCAUGGACCAGACCUUUCAGCACACAGACUUCUCCCUCACGUACACUCCAGUUCAGCCCUGUGAUUGCAGACUGGGGUCUCGAAAGGCCUGCUGCAAUUGACUACACGGUGUAUUUGUGCUCAUAUCAUCCUGACUUCAGCAGGGGUGUCGUAUCAGUCAAUUUCUUUCAUUUCUGUGCUUAACAAACAAAGCAAUCUGUGACAGUGGUGUCCAGCCCGACGCUGAGAGAACGAGCUCACAUGAUAGAGACCAAGGGGGCAGAGUGCCUUAGAUUGAUGGAGAGGUUGGCUUUUAAGUCAAAGGUUCCAAUCCAGAACACGUUUGAGGGUUCAAAACUGGCUGCUAUACAACACCAACUUUACAGAUAUAAAUAUUAAACUGUAUUUUUUCAGACACGAGGCUGAUGUUGUGAUAAGCUUAUGUAUGAAAAUUAUUUCAUUACCAGAGGUAUUGAUGGUCCUUGUUUGUACAAGUGGUUAACCCUGGGUGGUGAUACUUUCCAUGACUGAGUUUUAAUGAGGUCUAUCGCUUGUAAGAUCCAUGAAUAAUCACUUAUAGUGUAAUCAAAAUGUCAACAUAGGGUGGAACUCUGCACCCAAACCAAACCAAUUAGUAAAAUCUGAUAUUCAUUCAUUAAAAAGACAAUCUCACUUGUGAAAAGUUCACUCAUUUAACAGUCUUUUACCUAAACAUGCACUCCUGUCAUUUCCAGAGCAGCUGAGAAGAGGUUGCACCUGUCACAGCUACUGUCAGCUGCUCAACUUGAUAUGUUUUAGGUAUUUUGUCUACAUUGUGUGAUGCUAAUCUUCAUGGCAAAGCUCCCUGCAGGUCAGAAUACAUGUCCCUGUCCCAGAAUUUAUCUCAAAAGCUUGAACAUUUUUAUACUAUAACCUGGCAAUUGACUGUUCACUAAGCCCUGCUAGUUAAUAUUGCUGCACCUGUCAAGCUUUCCAUUCUUGAUCUGACAGUUUGGGCUAAAAUAACAACUGUUAGCAAAUCAAACUCCACAAAUUGGGUGAAAAUGCCAGCUAAACAUUCUUCUAGUAAUCAUGUAAAAGGUGUCUUAAAUAUGCACUUGUGGCUACAUAUCAUGUUAAAAAUCUAAACAGAACUUAUAAAAGAUAUAAAGAAACUGCACUCUUAUUGAAUUGGUAGUGUAGAGAAAGUUUUUAAGAAUACUGAUAAAAAUGUCAGAUCUCACUGUUAUUUUGUCUAAUAUAACCAUUUUUGACUGCUUAUUAAGUCUUCAGAAUUCUUUGUAAUUUAGCAGCAUGGUUCACUUUUAACUUGUCAAGAGAAAAGGCCUUGAGAACACUAACGUUAGCCGUCAUAAGACUGCUGUAUGUUGAGUGUCAAAUCUAGAACUACUAACUUUACCCUGUUAAAUUUACGUAGCUGCAUAUGCUAACAACUGCAGCUCACAUUAGAGCAGAUAAGCUCACUUUAAGCUUUUCAAGCUCUUAAUAUUGAGCAUUAAUGUUACAUCAGCCUCAUGUACAGCACUUUGACAUAUUGAGAAAUCUGAAGCUUGACAACCUGCUAUGCCUAGCUAUGAUCGCUAAGCUGGCACUGAAUCACAGUUCAGAGGAAAGGGCUUUAGAGAACAGUCAGUUUUGGGAUAUACAGUACAAAUGUUUUCCUGGCAUUGAAAUUCCUGAGUGUUUUGUUUUCCAUCCAAAUGAGCCAACAUUUAACAUUAAAAGAAUCAUAAUACCAGAACAAACUUUUCCUCUUCCUCCUCUGCUGAGAAAAGUACAAAUGGUGUUUAAAAAAAGAGCAGAGCGGGAUAAGCCAUUAUGUUUGCCAUUGUAAUUUGUAAUUACACAAGGAAAAAAGCGGACUUUAAAGCACAAUCUCACAUAAAAGGAUUGAAACAUGAAUUGUUAUGUCAGAGAAAAUCGUCAGCCAUGCACAGACAUCUCAGUCCUUGAUGGUGUGCAGGGCUAAUGUCACAACCCUACAUUUUACAUUUGGCUGACUAAAGGUAGCGAACGCUGCCUUAAACAGCAUCAUCAUCACUUUUAUUUUGACUUUUGCUCAAAGGAGAAACAAAUCAUUUUUGCUCAGCCUUUGCACAACUUACUGAUUUCACCAUCUGAGCUGUCUCCAUUGAGCCAAAUUGUAAGCAGUUCUUUAUGGAAAAAACCCACCUAGAGGUGCAUUUGCAAACCGAGUGUUGAAAAAGUGUUGACAAAUGCAGCAACGAAAACUCUAGUACCGAAGCAGCUCAGUAUCACUGUGUAGUGUUAGCAGUGUGUAGACCCUGAACAAAUAUCUCCAUAAAAAUGACUCAGUGUACUAUUGAUGGUCACAAAGACUUAAGUGCAGCAACUAUUUUUAUGAAACACAACACUAUGAAUAUAUUAACUUUUGCAAAAAUCUUGUUUACCUGUAUGAUAUUCUGAAACUGUCAAAAUAAAAGUGUUCACACAACUGAAAGAUUUAUUUAGGAUGUUCUGCUGCGUCUUUUACUUUUUCAU
Messenger RNA from Monopterus albus (swamp eel), 7989 nucleotides. It is a transcript of the gene magi2a, whose product is annotated as membrane associated guanylate kinase, WW and PDZ domain containing 2a. The record is from RefSeq and is a predicted model, not a curated record. The transcript is spliced from 22 exons. Gene Ontology annotation, biological process: signal transduction; receptor clustering. Gene Ontology annotation, cellular component: cell-cell junction; cytoplasm; dendrite. The coding region runs from base 240 to 4826 and encodes 1528 amino acids. Gene Ontology annotation, molecular function: signaling receptor complex adaptor activity; SMAD binding; type II activin receptor binding. Lineage: Eukaryota; Metazoa; Chordata; Actinopteri; Synbranchiformes; Synbranchidae.